This is a messenger RNA of Phytomonas sp. Hart1, 3093 nucleotides long. The record is from the annotation of a GenBank genome assembly. Lineage: Eukaryota; Euglenozoa; Kinetoplastea; Trypanosomatida; Trypanosomatidae.
AUGAGGGAUAUCAAAUGUAUCCCCAAGACACUAUUUGGGAAAAUAAUUCAUCAAAGAAGAGCAACUUGCCAUAUUAGCAGUUAUGAGGCGUUACCAUUGUCUGUUACACAAUAUACUAUCCCAGCUAGCUUGACAAUUACACGAAAAUGUGUGGAGGCAAAACAGCCUAAUACUAGCAUCGAUGUGUGUGCAUACUUGGUUCGUUUUUUACACGCGCUUGCAUCGCUUUCUUAUACUAAAACAGGUACUCAGUCACGGGGGUCAGUUGUGCCUGUGUUUGCUUUCAUUGAAUCUAAAAUGCCAUCAAGGAAGUAUCGUCUGCCUGCUAUUAAUUCUUCGAGCUCUAUGACUAGCACUUUAAUCGUUCAAAAAAUGAGAUUGCACUCACUUCGUAAAUCUGUGAUUCUCAAUUUUAGUGCCCGUCGUGAUUUAAACACAAAAUCCACAGACGAUUCAAAUGUGUCUGUCACAACCUUGUGUGAACGGCGCACCACUGCAUGCUCGAAGUGGUAUGCAAAGCAGGCCAACCAAAAUUUUAUGUUCCCCGAGGACAUUCUCCACGUCGACUCUGAGUACCUUUUAAAUUUCAAAAGCCAAAAACGGCCUCCAAGCUCGAUCGAUAUGUUUUUAGGGUGUCUGCGUGUGGCAGACUCCAUGAAUUGGGAUCUCUCUGUUCUUUUCAAGCAGAUACCGUUUUUAGUGAAGAUUGAAGUGAUAUGCAGGGUGCUCCAGAGGCAGGACAAAAUGGUACGCGAUGAAACCUGUUCAACAUGCUUGACGUUGGAGCAUAUGCUUCAGACUAUUCUCAGGGAAGCGACAGCUAAACUGGGGGAUGAGGCAUGGUUAGUACGUGUUAUCAUGCAUUUGGACGAAACUCACGUGGGUACUGUGAUAAAAGAUUUCACAAUGUUGCGACAAUUGUUGAAAAUGUCUCUAUUUCUUUCGCCUAUCAGCAUUUUACCACACAUUGACCCUGAUAGACUAAUAUAUCACGUACUUCAGUUAGGAGAGCGAGUGUUCGAUGGCUGUUGGCAGGAAUGGUCUGAUGCGCUUGCGGAAGCAGGGCUGCGUUUCGAAGCAUGCGCCUAUGCUUAUGCCGAGUCUCCGAGGAGGUUUCUGGAGCCACAACGUGAACCUUCACUAAAGGGAUUUGGGAAUGCGGUGCUGGAGGCACUAACUCAGUCCCAAUUAUUAAUCGAAGCAGUUCAAAAACUUGGCAAACGGAUGCCUCGAAACUUGGCACAUUACACAUACUGUCUUGCUGCUCUUUCGAUUAUACGGCAACCACACAAGUCUUUCCAAUGCUCUUGCUACACUGAAAGGCACAUUUCUUUUCCCUUUGACCUGCUGGAAACUUCUAUGAGUCGACUUGAAUUUGCAAGCCUAAUUCAUUUUACGUUGUUUUCCGGAAACUGCCAUACUGCGCACCUGCUACUUGCGCAAUGUGCGACGCCAAAAGAGAUAGCAAGAGUGAUGCAGCAUACUCGUGACGCCGGAAACUUUUUGAGCCUAACGGCUCUUAGGGAAAUGCUGUCACGAAGUCCAUCGGAGUGUGCAUAUGUUGUUCUACAUUUGGCUGAGACUGAAGCCCCCCUCUUGUUUGAUGUGAAGGCGCAUUGUGUAGACCUCGAAAUGAGCGUCUGUUUUUUUUCUACUCAACCUGGAGGCAUUCAGCGCACACGAGCCAAAAUGGCGACACAUCAAUGGAGAGAGAUUUAUAAAGUCCUGCAGGAUGUAUUGCCACUUUCAGUUCUGAGCACUGGGUGCCAAUCACUGGAGAUAUUGCUAAAAAAUGUUCCCAUCACAGCUAUUCCUUUCCUAGUUCGCACCUUCUCUCCAUUCACGUCAGAGCUGGUUUCGUGGUGGGCUUCAUUAUAUAUCCAUUCUGGUAAUGAGGAUGCGGCUAUGAAACUACUGAGCUGUAGCUUAAGUCGAAAUGUUCUUCCAGAAGUAUGGGUUUUGGUAGAGCUCCUAGAAUUUCACCGAAAUCACGAAAAGAACUUUAAAUCUUGUGUUGAGCUUAUUAGGACACAGUUUGCUGGAUUGUCUACUGCAGUCUUUAGGGCUUUUGUAGAGCGUACUGCUUACCACCGGGGUGUAGGUUUAAGCGACAAAAGCAUGUCCGAACAGGCACUUGAUCUUCUGUCGAGCGUUGCGAUCCUGGGUUUAUCACAUUACCCUGUUGUGUGUAUUCAGCAAAUUUUGGAGAAAGCCUCGACUCCUGUGGUAGGAGCUAUAUUGCAGCUUAUAAAAGAUGGUGAAUCAAAAACAUUUGGAAAUUCCCCUGCACCUCUUCAGGUUGAUGUCGUGGAACGUCUAGUCGCUGCGGCUCAUACGCUCGGACUCAGCCCCAAACUGGAUGUCUAUGUGGUAUUUGGCCCCUCCAAAGAAUUGACAUGGUGGUCAUCCCAUGGUCUUCCUUGUACAAAAUGCGCCGUGCAUCGCUUGUACAACAGCGGUACUACAGGGCUAUGGCCACUGGUCUUUGGGCGCAUCCAUUCCUUAUCGCGUUUAAACGUAAUGGAGGCACACCAGGCUGUUAGACUCAUGGCGGUUGGUUGUGACAACUCGAAGACAGUGUGCGAGGCUGUGUGCGCCUCGCAAGACUAUCUCUUAGGGGAUUCCAGUUUAUCCAGACCCCUGAAGCGUCAAAACGAAUCCACUUUAAUUAUGACUCUUGCGUGUGUUGCUUCGUCACUUACCGCACGAGGAGAAUGGAGGGCAGCCCUGCAACUUAUCAGUCCUUCUGUAAAGGACUUGCCUCCUUUGUUACGUAUCCUAAAGUUUCAGGCGCUACUUCAGGACCCUCAGGCACGAGAGUUUGCUGAAAUGAAUUUAGCGGAUAGUAUACAUGCCUUUGUUGAAGGUAAUGAAACCGCAAAGGCUUAUCGUUAUCAACCCCUUUUAUACAAAGGUCGGUGGUUUCCUAGGACUCGAUUUCACGAACGCUUACCACGUGCGGUAUUGAGAAAAAGAAGCCGUGUAGAUCGACCUUGGCAGAGUUACUUGACAUUCACUAAAUCUUUAAAGAGACUUCUCGCAAAAUGUGGGAAUAAUGUUCUUGUUGCUCACCAACCUUCUGCUUUUUCGUGA